Messenger RNA from Dipodomys spectabilis (banner-tailed kangaroo rat), 2517 nucleotides. RefSeq names its product calcium voltage-gated channel auxiliary subunit beta 3 (gene Cacnb3). Gene Ontology annotation, molecular function: high voltage-gated calcium channel activity; protein binding. Gene Ontology annotation, biological process: calcium ion transmembrane transport; neuromuscular junction development; chemical synaptic transmission. Lineage: Eukaryota; Metazoa; Chordata; Mammalia; Rodentia; Heteromyidae. The record is from RefSeq and is a predicted model, not a curated record. The coding region runs from base 76 to 1530 and encodes 484 amino acids. The transcript has 13 exons. Gene Ontology annotation, cellular component: voltage-gated calcium channel complex.
AGCAGCCGGCCGGGUCCUGCUCCCGCCUCGGAGCCCCUGGCCCGGGGAGAGGGGGAGAGGCCGCUAGCCCGGUCUAUGUCUUUUUCUGACUCCAGUGCAACCUUCCUGCUGAACGAGGGUUCAGCUGACUCCUACACCAGUCGCCCAUCUCUAGACUCAGACGUCUCCCUGGAGGAGGACCGGGAGAGUGCCCGGCGGGAGGUGGAGAGCCAGGCUCAGCAGCAGCUCGAAAGGGCCAAGCACAAACCUGUGGCAUUUGCUGUGAGGACCAAUGUCAGCUACUGUGGUGUAUUGGACGAGGAAUGCCCAGUCCAGGGCUCUGGAGUCAACUUUGAAGCCAAAGAUUUUCUGCACAUUAAAGAGAAGUACAGCAAUGACUGGUGGAUCGGGCGGCUAGUGAAGGAGGGUGGGGAUAUUGCCUUCAUCCCCAGCCCCCAGCGUCUGGAGAGCAUCCGCCUCAAACAGGAGCAGAAGGCCAGGAGAUCAGGGAACCCUUCCAGUCUGAGUGACAUUGGCAACCGAAGGUCCCCUCCUCCAUCCCUAGCCAAGCAGAAGCAAAAGCAGGCAGAACAUGUGCCCCCAUACGAUGUGGUACCUUCCAUGAGGCCUGUGGUGUUGGUGGGACCCUCGCUGAAAGGUUAUGAGGUCACAGACAUGAUGCAGAAGGCUCUCUUUGACUUCCUCAAACAUAGGUUUGAUGGCAGGAUCUCCAUCACCCGUGUCACAGCUGACCUCUCCUUGGCAAAGCGAUCUGUGCUCAACAAUCCUGGCAAGAGGACCAUCAUUGAGCGCUCCUCUGCCCGCUCCAGCAUUGCUGAAGUUCAGAGUGAGAUUGAGCGCAUAUUCGAGCUGGCCAAAUCCUUACAGCUAGUGGUGUUGGAUGCUGACACGAUCAACCACCCAGCACAGCUGGCCAAGACCUCAUUGGCCCCAAUCAUUGUCUUUGUCAAAGUAUCCUCACCUAAGGUACUCCAGCGGCUCAUCCGUUCCCGGGGGAAGUCACAGAUGAAGCACCUGACUGUCCAAAUGAUGGCAUAUGAUAAGCUGGUUCAGUGCCCACCGGAGUCAUUUGAUGUGAUUCUGGAUGAGAACCAACUGGAAGACGCCUGUGAACACUUGGCUGAGUACCUAGAGGUUUACUGGAGGGCCACCCACCACCCAGCCCCUCCUGGCCCUGGACUUCUGGGUCCUCCGAGUGCCAUCCCAGGACUUCAGAGCCAGCAGCUGCUGGGGGAGCGAGGCGAAGAGCACUCACCCCUGGAACGGGACAGCUUGAUGCCCUCCGAUGAGGCCAGCGAGAGCUCCCGCCAGGCCUGGACGGGAUCUUCACAGCGUAGCUCCCGCCACCUAGAAGAGGACUAUGCAGAUGCCUACCGAGACCUGUACCAGCCUCACCGCCAACACACCUCGGGGUUACCCAGUACUAAUGGGCAUGACCCCCAGGACCGGCUCCUAGCCCAGGACUCGGAGCACAACCACAAUGACCGGAACUGGCAACGCAAUCGGCCUUGGCCCAAGGAUAGCUACUGACAGCCUCAUGCUGCCCUACCCUAGCAGGCAUAGGCACAGCUGGCUGGGGCAUCUACUCCAGGCAGGUUGGAGUUAGACUGGCAUUAGGCUGCCACUAGGUUCAGCUCCCACCGUCCCCUGCCCAGCCCCAGCUCCAGGGCUGCCUGUGGUCUAAAGGUUCUGGGAGAAACGGGGCCCCUCACCUCCUGGGCACAGUGACCCCAUAGACUCCCAUUCCAGCUGUGUUCUGCACCUUCCUUGCCUCCUGCACAAGAAGUUGCCCCAUUGGGCAAAUCCUUCAGGCCAAGAUCCCUCGAGCAGGGGGCCUUCCUGCCAGACUCAGGGAAGGGAUGUCCCCUCGGAAUAACAGAGGAUGGGGGUAUGGGCAGCAUGGCCCAAAGAAUUAAGGUUCCUGAGCAGGCCCAAGUCCUAACAGUCAAAGGAACUCGGGUUACACAGGCCUCAAUUCACCUCACUGCCACACAUCAGAAACGAGAUAAUCAGAGCCCAACCUGGUGGCAUUUCUAGACAGAAAUCCACAUCUAAGACCAGAGCAGCAGGCAGGUGAGAUUGGGCCAAAGACCUCACAGCAGCAUCUCUCAAGAGGAAAGGGCAUCUUUACCCCACCAGGAAGAUUAGCAUCUGACAGGUUGAGGGACCUGGAGCAUGGUCAAACCAAAAGGCAGAUCGAAGCCAACCUAGACGGGUUUAGGGGAAGAAGGAACAGCCUAGGGGCCUCCUUGCCUUUCUCAUCCUUCUGUCCUUGCAUCCUGUCAUUUCUGUUCUUUCCUUUCAUGCCUCCUGGAUGAUAAGUUUAAGACUAUUCCCUGACUCAUAUUGCUGCUUGUUAAGUUAGGGUUAGAUGGGGAGACAUAGGACACAAUGGGCAACCCAGAGGCCCUACCUGGUUACCCUGCCAUAUGGCUCUAGUGUGUGACCUACAGAGCAUGUUCCACAAGACCCUGCCCCAACUUCACUGACAUCACCAAUAAAACACCAUGCACAGUC